CCGGACCCUGGAUUCAUCUGGCCCUGCCGCCUGGCCCCUUCAUGGCUUCCCUGGGACAAGUCAUUUUCUGGAGCGUCAUCAGCAUUAUCAUUAUCCUGGCCGGAGCCAUCGCACUCAUCAUUGGUUUUGGCAUCUCAGGGAAACAUUCCAUCUCGGUGAGGACCCUGACGUCGGCAGGGAAUCUGGGCCAAGACGGGAUCCUCAGCUGCACCUUUGAACCCGACAUCAAGCUGGGCGACAUCGUGAUCCAGUGGCUGAAGGAGGGGGUCGUGGGGUCAGUCCACGAGUUUCGGAAGGGCAAGGACGAGCUGGCAGACCAGGACGAGAUGUUCCGGGGGCGGACAUCUGUGUUCACUGACCAGGUGAUCGUGGGCAAUGCCUCUCUCAGGCUGAGGAACGUGCAGCUGGCUGAUGCGGGCACCUACCAGUGCUCCAUCGCCACUUCCAAGGGCAAGGGACAGGCGCAGCUGGACUACAAGACCGGGGCCUUCAGCGUCCCGGAGGUGAACGUGGAUCCCAAUGGCAGCUCUGUCUGGGAGAGUCUGCGCUGCGCCGCCCCGCGCUGGUUCCCGCGGCCCACCGUGGCCUGGGCCUCGCAGCUCGAGCCCGGGGCCAACGUCACCGAGGCGUCCAACACCAGCUUCCAGCUGGACCCGGAGAACGUGACCAUGAUGGUGGUGUCCGUCCUCUACAACGUCACCGUCAACAACACGUACUCCUGCACGAUCGAGAACAGCAUCGCCAAGGCCACGGGGGACAUCAAAGUGACUGACUCCGAGAUCAAGCGCCGGAGCCACCUGCAGCUACUCAGCUCCAGGGCCGCUCCGCCAGCUUCCCCGGCCAGGGCGGCCGGCUGGGCGAUCCUCACCCUCCUUUCCCACUUGGGGCUCUCGUAGGACCCCUAUCAUCCCCAGGAAGCCAGGGCAGCCCAGCUAUUUUUCAGGGUUCGAGAAAACGGCCAGGCUCUUUUUUUAGCCUCCGCAACACCCGCCUCGGCUGAGACCUGUCACGUCUCUGGUUUGAGGAGGCAGGGGCCCCGGGAGCCUGGGGUGAACCUUCGGGACCGGAAAGCUGGCAAGCCCCCAUCACCAAGAUGCAUCAGCCCAGCAAGCUCCCACCCAACUCCGGCCGCACGGCUCCCCAAAGGAUCGGGCUGGAUCGUCCGGACCUCCUCGGCCCGAGCCCUUCGGCCCACGCUUUGGCACUGCCUCUCUCCGGGAUCUGGCAGAAAUGUCCCCUCGCCCCAUCUUCUCUCUGGACAUCCCACCCCCACCCCGACCUUCCCUACCGAGCUUCCAGAAGCAGAGAGGGGCUGGACCCCUGGCCUCUGAAGUCCCGGUCUCUGGGUCCGUGCUGCAUUGGCUCUCUUCCUCUCCCACAGAUGUCCCUGGAGUCCCAACAGGCAGCUAAUAAAUGGCCUCUUUUCACCCCAGAAUA
Ornithorhynchus anatinus (platypus) is the source of this 1437-nucleotide messenger RNA. It is a transcript of the gene VTCN1, whose product is annotated as V-set domain containing T cell activation inhibitor 1. NCBI's taxonomy places the organism in Eukaryota, Metazoa, Chordata, Mammalia, Monotremata, Ornithorhynchidae. The record is from RefSeq and is a predicted model, not a curated record. The coding region runs from base 42 to 896 and encodes 284 amino acids. The transcript has 6 exons.